ACUGAGCAUGCGCGCCAGGAGCUCGCGUCCGCCGGCUGUACUGGGCAUGCGCGGACAGGGGUCCGGUGUCAGUGGCGACGAUGUUGGCCGCGGUCGGGACGUAGGCGGCGGCUUGGCCAGGAGAGUCCGGGUGCUGCCGUGCGUUGUUAUGCGAUGGAUGACCAGGCUGCUUUGAGGAAGGUGAGCGGUUCCUCAGACUCUGUUUCCACAGUGAACAGCGAGGAGUUUGUCAUUGUGUCUCAGCAAGCAGAUCCGUCCGCCACCAAUGAAGAAAAACCAGCGUUGAAGAUCGCUUGUAAUGGGGAUGAGCAGCAACUAAAGGCAGCACUGGAGGAAGGACAGAAAGAUGAAAUAAUAACUGGAGCAGCAGGAGAAAGUGGAUGUAGAAGCCUGAGGACCCGAGAAAAAAUGUUGAAACAAAAGCCUCUGCAUUUAAUCUUGGAUUCCUCUGCAAUGGAAGCAGAGCUGCCUGCUUUAAGGGGUGCAUCGCCUACUGCCGAGGAAGAGGAGAGCGUGCUGUUCAACAAGUUAACCUACCUAGGAUGCACAAAGGUGACUUCUCCACGCAAUGAAGGGGAGGCUCUUCGCGCCAUGGCCGAACUACGUACAAGUUGUCAAAUUCCUAUUCACAUUACCUUGUAUGUGCCUAAUGUUGCAGACGGAUGUGUAAGGAUUAUAGACCAGGCUACAAAUGUAGAGAUAGCUGCGUUUCCCAUAUAUACCGUGCUGUUCUGUGUCCGAGGCAUUGAUGGGACUUCAGAGAGCAAUUACUUUGCAUUUACUGAAAGUUACGGCAGUACAGACGAGUUCCAGCUACACGUGUUCUGUUGUGAAAUCAAAGAAGCUGUUAGUCGAAUUCUGUACAGCUUUUCCACCACUUUCCGCCGAACUUCCAAACAGACAGCAGAAGUAAAAUACAUGAGUGACACAAGCCCCGAGAGUGACAGCUAUAACUUCACGGUUACUCUAGAAGUGAAGGAGGAUGAUGGAAAAAGCAAUUUCAGUGCCGUGCCAAAGGACAGAGAAAAACUCUAUUUUAAGUUGCGACAAGGGAUAGAGAAGAAAUUAAUAAUCAAUGUUCAUCAAACAUCAAACAAUGAACUCGCCAUUGAGAGAUGUUUCGGUAUGCUCUUGAGUCAAGGGACAAAUGUGCGGAACAGUGACAUGCAUCUGCUUGACAUGGAAUCCAUGGGAAAGAGUGCUGAUGGAAAGUUCUACAUCAUCACAGGGACCUGGAACCCUAAUGGUCCUGCCUUUCAGGCACUGAAUGAAGAAACCCCCAAAGAUGUGAGAGUUUACAUGACGGUGGCAGUGGACUUGGUGAUCACUGAGGUGGUGGAGCCAGUUCGGUUUCAGUUAGAAACUGUAGUCCGUGUGUAUUCAGCAAAUGAGAGGUUCUGGUACUUCAGCCGAAAGACCUUCACAGAAGUAUUCCACCUGAAGCUGAAACAGUCAGAGGUCAGAAGCCAUACCGGUAGUGCUGACACCAUGUAUGAGGUGGUGUCCCUGCAGAAGCAAUCUGAGAGGGAUGGAACUGCACCUCCUGCAACUGGCUUCAUGCUGUACCUUGGGAGACAGACUAGUGUGACUCAUUCUCCUCAGGAUGAUGAGGAAGAGAAAGACAGUGAUAAUGAAUUGUCAAGCGGCACUGGGGAUGUUUCCAAAGACUGUCCUGAGAAAAUCCUGGAAUCAUGGGGGGAUUUGCUGCAGAGAUGGCACAGCAACCUGACAACCAGACCCAAGGGGCUGCCUGUCCUUGUUCGACGUGGAGUACCAGAAGCACUCAGAGCGGAAGUUUGGCAACUGUUGUCCGGUUGCCACGACAACCAGGCAAUGCUGGAAAAGUACAGAAUCCUGAUCACUAAGGAUUCUGUUCAGGAGAAUGUCAUCACCCGCGAUAUUAAUCGAACUUUUCCAGCCCAUGAUUACUUCAAGGACACUGACGGGGAUGGACAAGAUUCAUUGUUUAAGAUUUGCAAGGCUUAUUCUGUGCACGAUGAGGACAUUGGUUAUUGCCAGGGCCAAUCUUUCCUCGCUGCUGUUCUCCUGCUGCACAUGCCGGAAGAGCAGGCGUUUUGUGUCCUGGUGAAGAUCAUGUAUGACUACGGUCUGCGAGAGCUCUACAAAAACAAUUUUGAAGAUCUUCAUUGCAAGUUUUACCAGCUGGAAAGGCUACUCCAGGAGCAGCUGCCGGAACUCUACAACCACUUUGUGGACCUGAACCUGGAGGCACACAUGUAUGCUUCACAGUGGUUUCUCACGCUCUUCACUGCCAAGUUCCCCCUCUGCAUGGUCUUCCACAUCAUCGACCUGCUGCUCUUCGAGGGAUUGAGUGUCAUUUUCAAUGUGGCCCUGGCUCUACUAAAGACCUCCAAGGAGGACUUGCUGCAGGCCGACUUUGAAGGGGCUUUAAAGUUCUUCCGUGUCCAGCUGCCAAAACGUUAUAGGGCCGAGGAAAAUGCCAGGAGAUUAAUGGAGCAAGCCUGCAAUAUAAAGGUGCCAACAAAAAAGCUAAAGAAAUACGAGAAGGAAUACCAGACCAUGAGAGAGCAGCAGGCACAGCAGGAAGAUCCCAUCGACAGAUACAAGCGGGAGAACCGGAGGCUGCAGGAGGCCAGCCUGCGCCUGGAGCAGGAGAACGAUGACCUGGCUCACGAGCUGGUGACCAGCAAGAUCGCGCUGCGCAACGACCUGGAUCAGAUUGAAGACAAAGCCGAUGUCCUCAACAAAGAGCUGCUGCAGACCAAACAGAAGCUGGUGGAGACGGAGGACGAGAAGAAGAGGCAGGAGGAGGAGUCGGCCCAGAUUAAGGAGGUUUUCCGCCGAGAGUUGGAGAAGGCUGAAUCAGAGGUCAAGAAGACGAGUGCUAUAAUCUCAGAGUACAAGCAGAUCUGUUCACAGUUGAGCACACGACUGGAGAAGCAGCAGGCUGCCAGUAAGGAGGAGCUGGAGCUGGUGAAGGGUAAGGUGCUGUCCUGUGAACGGUGCUGCAAGCUCUUCAGAAAGGACGGCGAGCUGCAGGUUCCGGAGCCUGGGCAGGCUUGCAUCCUCCAGCACGUGGACGAGGAGAAGGAACUGCUGAAGAAGCAGCUGAGGGAGAUGGAACUGGAGCUGGCACAGACCAAGCUGCAGCUCGUGGAGGCUAAAUGCAAAAUACAGGAGCUGGAACACCACCGGGGAGCUCUGCUCAACGAGAUUCAAGCCACCAGAAACUCCUGGUUCAGCAAGACCCUGAACUCGAUCAAAACUGCCACCAGCACACAGCCGCCACCUCCUCCACCGCCCAAGGAAUGCACAUAGUACUGGGCAGCUCCAAGCGGCAAGAGAGCAGCGGCCUGGGCCUCCUCCCUCAUGGCACGGAAGGAGGGCCAGUCUCCACAGAGGAAAGGCGGGUCCUGGAGAGCACUAGUCUGGCCAGGCUGCUCACUGUUGACCCUUUUGUAUAUUCAUGGACUUUGUCAUUAUUUAAUCCAAUGUUACUAAUUGUUGGUUUGUGUAUUGUAAAGCAACGAAUGUUUGUUGUAUUUUAUAUUACCUUGGUGUUCCUUUCAUUGCCGUUGGUUCUGGAUCAAUGUUGCCGUAGGCUAAUGUCUUUCCAUACUCUGCAUGAGGGAAGAGGUUCUCCCAGCAAUCCAUCCCUGGCAGUAUACGGCCUCUCCCUGCAAACUAACAACAUCCGUCCUCCCCACUCUUCCUCCUCCCCCCCAGCUCCAUCCCACCCAGUGCUAAUUGGCUAAGAACCUUCGACAGAGAGUGUUCAAGCUUAGUCUAGACUGACUGAGGAUGUUCUACCUCUGCCUAGACUGACUGAGGAUGUUUGAGCUGGAUCCAGACUGAGAAUGUUUAAGUUCGGUACAGACUGAGUGAAAAUGCCUCACUGCUCCCACUUAUUUGUCCCUCUGGCUUCAGUCGCAUUGUUUAUGUGGUUGCUAAGCCUCACAGGCCUUUAGCGGACAUCUUGUGUAUUUCCUAAACACCCUGCGUGGAUCUCCCUGCAGGAGUAUCCCAACCUUCUCCUCUUAAAGUCUUUACAAACCGACAUGUGUCGACGUGGCAAUGGAACUGACGCAGGACUCAAUUUGCACAAUGUAUAAAGAAAUAAUCUAUCCUGUUUCUCUAAUUUUGAAACUGGCUUGAUAUUAAUAUGUAGUUAAAAUUAGGAGAGAUUUUAUGCUUAACCUGCAACCUGUUCUGGCAGUGGGCAGGUUCCUUUUGUUUCUGGUUGUCUAUAGUUUCAGGCUCCCCAUCUCUUACUCUUACCAGCCCCAUGGGAACAGCUUGAAUUUCUAACAGUUGUAUUUUCGGAAAUAAACUAUCUGGCUCUGA
Molecule: messenger RNA, 4326 nt
Organism: Amblyraja radiata (thorny skate)
Lineage: Eukaryota; Metazoa; Chordata; Chondrichthyes; Rajiformes; Rajidae
Gene: rabgap1l
Product: RAB GTPase activating protein 1-like
Exons: 26
Coding region: 154-3300 (1048 amino acids)
Biological process (GO): regulation of GTPase activity
Molecular function (GO): small GTPase binding; GTPase activator activity
Source: RefSeq, a predicted model, not a curated record